Molecule: messenger RNA, 4028 nt
Organism: Schistosoma spindalis
Lineage: Eukaryota; Metazoa; Platyhelminthes; Trematoda; Strigeidida; Schistosomatidae
Source: the annotation of a GenBank genome assembly
AUGGCCGACAAAAGGAAACUGCAAAGUGACAUUGAAAGAAAUCUUAAGAGAGUACAGGAGGGAAGAACUGCUUUCCAGGAAAUACUAGAUAAAUUUGAAAGUACGAAUAAUCCAACUCAGAAAGAAAAAUUUGAGGGCGAUCUGAAAAAAGAAAUUAAAAAACUCCAAAGAUUGAGAGAUCAAAUCAAAACAUGGAUUACAGCUAGUGAAGUGAAAGAUAAGCGACCAUUAUUAGAAGCACGUAAAGAAAUCGAACAGGAUAUGGAACGAUUUAAAGUAAUUGAAAAAGAGACAAAAACUAAAGCUUAUUCCAAAGAAGGUCUAUUAUCAAUUGAAGCGAAAAAAGAUCCAUUACAGAAAGAAAAAGAAGAAUUAGAUGAUUGGUUAAAACAGUGUAUUAGUUCAUUAAAUACACAGACAGAAAAAUAUGAGUUUGAGAUUGAAAGCUUAUCAAAUAAUACUAAAAAGAAAAGAAUAGAUAAAGAAACAGCUUCAGCAAUCGAUGAAAAACGUCAGCGUUUAGAAAUGUGUUGUUUUCAUGUUGAAAAACUUGAAACUAUUAUGCGUUUAUUAGAUAAUGAACGAUUAGAUUGUACAAAAGUUAGAUCUAUUCAAGAGUCUAUUGAAUAUGUGAUCGAUUGUAGUGAUAAUCAGUCUAUGUUUGACUUUAAGAAUAUUUAUGAUGAUUUAUGUUUGGAUGAGUUAGGUGAUUCUACUGGAAUAACUGCAGCAUCAGGCACUGCAACAGGAAAUCAAGAGCAUGAUUUAAAUGGUGUAAUUACCCCCAGUACUACCUUGGUAAAUCAACGAGUAGGGAGUGAUGAUGCUGCCUCUUCAACUUCGACUCAUACAAGUGCAUCAAAUAAUACAGAUUCGUCUGUCACUCAUCCUGGGUCAUCAGCAUCAUCCAAUGCGUCUUCUUCCCGAGAACGGGCUAAAAGUGAUGAUAAAGUCUCCUUGUUACCACAUGUAUCCGCUUCCUCUACUAGUACACCUAUGAAAUCUUCAAAUACACCAGGUUCAUCAGGUAAACAAAAAUCCGCUGCUUCAAUUAAUCAAACUGCUCCUGCUCUUAUGUCCCAAGUUGUUGCUGGCACUCCUAAUAAAUCUGGAAAGUUGAACGCAAAUAGUCAUUCAACAUCAAACAGUAUGACAACCGUUGGCGAGAUAGGCCCGAUCAAACCAUCUAGUACUAUAGAUUCUCAGGUGCUCGUUGACGACCCUGCUCGAAACCAGAAAAACGAAACCACUCAAAAACAUAAUGAUCGUCCCAAUACAGUUACAACAAAUCCUCAGUUACAAUCACAGAUAAAAAAUGGCCCCAGUGAUGAUAGCAAUUCAUUAACACCUUUCUCCUCUGUUUCAGGAACAAAUUCAACAUCUACAGCACCUAGUCUUGCAUUUUCUGCUUCUCAUGUAAAGGAGGAUUCUUCUGUGAUCAACAGUCGAGAAGAGUUACUUGCGCCAUGUCAACCGUCAUGUGUUCCCAACUCAAUAAAUUCUUCAUCACCUAUUCCACUCCGAAGUAUGUCAUCUGAAGUUAGCAAGACUUCAGGUGUCGCUAAUGCUUACAACAAUUCGAUGCUUUCCACUUCUACAGAUGAAAGCUCUGAAAACGUAAAUCGUACUCCUCCCAGUCUAUAUUCAACAGCUAUGCUAGCUGCUUCUCAGGAUAAACAAUUGUCAUCCCUACUCGCUUGCUCUCAACAUCCAUCUUUAGGACGUGCAGGUUCCAAUGUUGUUGUGGAUCCGUCACUUUCUGCAAUUUCCUUGUCCAGUAAAUUUCACUCAACAUCUGGUGUUUCAUCUUUGCCACUUCCUUCAACUAUCAUAUCUACAACCAAUCCUCAAGUACAGUCCUCUUAUUUAGGAUUAGAUAGCCAACUAUCCAGUAUACAACCAUCUUUACAUUCUCAACAAAUGAAAAAUCAGAAUAGUCCUGUUCAUGCUCAUAUGCAUCCCCGUGAUGCUGCUGCUCCCUUCCGUAACAGAAAUUUGGACAAACCCAAAGGAGCUGUACCACAAGAGCUUCUAUUACAACUUCAAGCAUUAGAAAGUGGUUAUCGUCGUUUACCACAUUCAUGUGAUACAGAGAAAUCACGUAUGAUUAUUUGUAAAAAUUCAAUAAAUUGUCCAAAUUAUUAUCCACGUGAACCAUUAACUGGUACAGAUAAUGAAGAAUAUUAUAUGAAAUUAGAUGCUCAAACAUUAUUUUUUAUAUUUUAUUAUUUUGAAGGUACUAAAGCACAAUAUUUUGCUGCUAAAGCAUUAAAACGUAUGUCAUGGAGAUUUCAUACAAAAUUUAUGAUGUGGUUUCAACGACAUGAAGAACCUAAACAAAUCACUGAUGAAUAUGAAUCUGGUUCAUAUAUUUAUUAUGAUUAUAGAACAAUGAGACAACGUAAAAAAGAAGAAUUUAUGUUUCAUUAUAGUUUUUUAGAAGAUAAAGAUUUUUAAAGUAAACAUAUUAGUGGUGGUGGCGGUGGUGAUGAUGGUGGUGUUAUUGUUAUUGUUGUGAUUUACCACAUAUCUUUACCCCUUUGUUUGUAUCAUUUGAUGAACAAUAUAAGUAAGUGUACAAAAAACAAGGAGAAAGGGGGGGGCAUGAGGGGGCGGGAAGAAAGAGAAACAUUAGGUGCUUUCACAUUUGUUUGUUUGUUUCUUUGUUUGCAUUUGUUUAAUAUUUCAUUAUGUAAUUCUCUUGUUUUCUUUUGUUUUCUUUCCCCCCUCCCCCCCUCUUCUUUCAAUUAUUAUAUAAAUGCAGCUAUUUACAAAAUUUUGAAUUGUUGAUUCAUUCUUUUCUCUUUUGUUCUUAUUGUUGUGUGUAACAUUAUUAUUAAUAUUGAUAAUUAUCAGUGAUAUUAUUCAUACCAACAUUUAUAUAUAUAUACAUAAUAUUAUUUAUGAGUGUUUCGCCACUCAAACUUCUUUCCUCAUCAAGUGUGUAAAUCAACCAAAUUCCUAGAAAUAAUUAGUCAAUCCAAUCUUUAUUGUUCCUUCAAUAUGUAUGUGGGUGUCUCUUUCUAAUCUUUUGUCUUUAUUAAAUUAAUUGUGUAGAAAUGGUUUUUUUUGUUAGUGUUGUUGUUGUUGUUGUUGUUGUAUAUGUAAAUGUGCAUAGAAACAACUGAACUGCAUUUAAAACACAUACUCGAUAUAUAUAUAUAUAUCUAUAUUUUUUUCUCCAAAUCAAUAAGGUUCUCUUUUUUUCUCUCUUUUUUUUGGUUCUUUUUUCUCGAAAGAACGAAGAAAAAAAAAGAUCAAUAAAUGCAAAUAAAUAUUACAUAAAAAUACUCGUUAUAUCUUUUAUUAUUAUUUCUUAUAUAUCUAUUGAAGUGUUAUUUAACUUGGAUCUACUUACUGAUCUCUUUAGGAUUGGAAUUGAUUAGUCUCUUAUUAGUAUAUGUGCAUUGUGUGUGGAUUGCUUCGAUAUAGCUUUAAUUUACAAGCAAAGAUGUUUAGUGGCUAGUCCUGACCGUUGUUGCUAUUUUGACGUGGUGGUCGGGCUUAGCUAUCGUGAUGAAGCAACUGAGCUAUACUGGCUGGAACAACCGUUCCUCAAGGUUCUACCAUGCCAAACAGGUCGGUUGAAGAAAGGUAAGAAUAAAAGCAACAAAAUCAAGGUCCGAAGGCGAAGUCGUACUGCUGACUGUACAGAGGUGUGACAGUAGUAAGGUGUUUCCUUCAGACAACCAGCAUAACAGCGAUGCUGCCUUCCCAAAAGGGAGGGGAGGGGUUAGAAAAGAUCGACCCUAAAAAUGCACACCUCGCCUUAUCCCAUGGAUAUCCGUCUCCGGCGGUAAGGUCUCAACAAGUACGGAGCUAACACAAAAAUUACUCAUAGAAAGGUCGUGUGUGACCGACCUCAAGCAGCUGUCCCUUGGGCACUGCGGUCACGCUCUCAGGUCACUAUGACCACUUCUAAUCCAAUUUUUUUUUCAGGUACCUGCAGCAGUGGCUAAUAGUGGAAUCCAGGACGCACGUUUCGUUCUAUUUGAGACUCGUCGGCUACAAUUGCCUGAAUCUCAGAG